GUUUUCCCUGUAAAGCUAGGGAUUAACAUUGUAGGAAACGUCAGCCUUUGCUGUGUUUAUUCAGUGCUGCUUCCUAUCUCAGCUGUCAAGUGAGCCCAGCUUCAACUCAUUGCCUCAACUGAUUCCGGUUUCCCUCCAAGAAGACAGCGUAAACCUAACUUCACUCUCCAAGAUGCACUGGGCUUGUGAGUUCACUUGAUGUCAGCGUCCUCGGGGGAUGGGAGGGUCUGCAAAGUCAAACAGUGUCUAUGACCUUAGCUGAAACCUCCAGCUAUCCCACUCAUCAUUUCUAACAUGGAGGGUGUGGCAGUGGACAACCUCAUAGACUUCGACCUGCCCUCAGGGGCCUCAACGCUGAGUGUAGACGGAGGUCAACAACAAGGCCACACAGACAUUUUCUCCCCAGAGCCCAGGUCAUCCACAGGACUUCAUCAGCAGCCUUUACUGCCAGAGCCCAUGGCACCCGCCCAGCAUGGCUCUCACCCCCACCACCACCAAGAGGAGGGAGACAAUGACAGCGAUGCAACAGAGUCCGCAGACAGUGAGAAUGACAUGGACCCGCCCUCUGACGCGUGGGAGCUGAGGAGGUCGUCAUCUUCGUCGGCGCACAGCGGAGAGGACGCUGACGCCGACACAGUGGAGAGGAGGAAGUUCAUGAAGGCUUAUGUGGAGAAGGUGUUUCAUGGAAAGGAGGACUUUGACCAGGAAGAGCAGGCUCGCUUUGGAGAGCUGUGCAGCGGAGAGAACGGCAAAGGUCGGGAGUGGUUUGCCAAAUACGUCAGUGCACAGCGCUGCCACUCCAAAUGUGUGAGUGAAGCCACCUUCUACAGACUGGUGCAGUCGUUUGCCGUCAUGCUGUUUGAAUGUUACCAGAUGGAUGAUUACAGCCCCGCCAAAAACCUCAUGACUAUGUGCUUCACAUACUUCUACAUCGGGAAAUCUCAGCCUUCCCCCUCUGAGCUGCUGGAUCGGGGUCCUCCAGUUAGUCUGGAUUCAUACCUCAACAAGGCCAACUCCUGGCUGUCUGUGAAGAAAGGUGCAGCCGAGCGCCUCCUUAAAAACACGUCAAAGUCAGACGUCAAAGGUUUCUUUGGAGGCCUGGAAAACAAGCUGAGGAGCUCGGUGGCUACAAAGACUGAGGAAAGUGAAGGAACAGUUGAGACGAAGCCCAGAUCACCAGUGUCAGAUGCUCCAGAGGAAAAGAAAAGUGAAAAGGUGUACCUUUACACUCACCUGAAGCAGCAGCCCAUAUGGCAUACAUUACGAUUUUGGAACGCAGCUUUUUUUGAUGCUGUCCAUUGUGAGAGGACGAAAAGAUCACCAACUACUAGGGGAACGCAGGAUGAAGAGAAGUCUGAGAGGGAGAGGUGGUGUCAUAUGACCCAGGAGGAGAGGGACGACAGCUCCAAAAUCGAUGAGAACAUCGCCUUCGGCCAACUCGGGACAUUCACUCACAACAUGCUGGCGUUUGGGCUCAGUAAGAAACUCUGCAAUGACUUCCUGAAGAAGCAGGCUGUCAUCGGCAACCUCAAUGAAGAACAGUACAAGCUGCUGAGCGACCACAUUGAGAAGAUGGCGGCAGAAUGAGUUUGAGGAGGACAGGCAGCAUUUCAAAGACUGACAGUGUACACACACGCACACACACGUACACACACACACACACAUCAGCAGUUUGUUUUCACCUGAGCAUCACAUUAACCAACAGUCUGUCUCACUGUUGUUGCAUUUGUGCGCUGUACUGCUAAAAAUCAAAGUGACAAACAUUACUGAACUGUAUUAUAUUGUAGCAAACCCUGCCUGGUAGUGGUCCUCUGCAUUUGUCCUGUUUUAGCAAUAGUACGUCGUCUUUAGCUGGUGUGUACUUUAAUAUCUGUAACACUGCUGACACUGAGCAUCUUCACAGACAAGAAGAGCACAAAGGGAAACCAUCAAGAAUAAACCUAAACAGCCCCAGUGUGGAGUCAGACUCUCUGGAUGUAUGUACAUUACAUAUAUCUAUAUAUAUAUAUCUGUGCUGUUUUAAACUCUGUGGUCCUUGGUAAUUAUAUUUAUUACAGGUAACACACCUAACAGCUUCUAAUUUAAAUAGUGUACUGAGUAUCUAUUGUCCUGCCUUGUUAUUUUUUUUUUUUAAUAAUUGUGUAUGUACAGUUCAACCUUAAAUGGCAAUGUUAACUCAAAUAUUAGUUGUUGUCAGAUCAGAAUAAAUUACAAAGACAGUUAAUUGAAUUACUCAAUACUCUAUCAUGCUCAUCUGUGUUUUUUGUAUAAUGUAGUAUCCUAUGUGGCAGUUGACGUAGAAAUAUGUGCGUUUGUAUUGUUUAUCUUUAUCUGUUGCAUUUAAAUUGACAAAAACAUUAUCUCUCCAAACAUCUAUACAGCACAAGUUUGAUAUCUUCUUGACAAUUACGUUUAUUUACUUUCAUGCAGAGAGUUAGACAAAAAGGAUAAACCCUGCUCAUGCUAGAAUGCCUAAUAUAAAACUACAGCAAGAAACAGUUAGCUUAGCUUAGCAUAAGGCCUGUGAAAGGACAGAGAGAUACAGCACACCUGGUUCAUUCUAAAAGUAAUAAAUUCACUUAUCAGCACCCCUAAAGCCUCUAAAAUUUCUUUAAUCCAUAAGAUAGAGUUCAAAUUAAAGAGUGUGGAAAUAGUGGGAGCUCUGUUGACUGAAAGUGCGCUUAUUGUUUUAAAGGGAAGCAGGAUAGUGAAGGUCCAUGCUUGGCACUAGAUCCUGCAUCAUUCAUUGACAUUUUAUCUGCUUCUCUUAGCAGCAGAACAAGUACAUUUUUUCCUGCCUUCGUGCUAAGCUAAGCUAACUGUAGCCAUAGCUUGAUAUUAAACAGACGAUGCUAUCAAUCUUGUUAUCCAACUCUGGGAGGGAAAAAGAAACAAACAAACGAAGUCUUCCUAGAAAUGUUUUCAAUUCCAACUGUGGGACAUAUUUAAUAUACAGUGGUAUAGAUAUUAUGAGGUUUAUUUAAUAGAGACUUCCUUAUACCUUUGGAAACAUUGCCAAUCCCAAGUGCCUUCAAUGAAAGUUAUUGGCCUCCACUCUAUCAUUUGAUGCUAUACCCUUUUUUUGCUAAUUACACCUUAGCAUUUAUGCAUUAUUCAUCUCUUAUUUUCAUUCCCUGCUAUGUAAACGUCCCCUGCAUGCAAAUAAAAGUCUUACUAUCUGCGCUCCCAUUGUUGGAUCUAAGUGGUAGUCCUUUUAAAUCCCUGCUCCAUUAGUAUAUUUCUGUAAAUACCCAGCAUGUGCAGCCCACACCAAGCAAAUGUGAAAUUGAACUGUGAAGUGACAACUGUAUUACUUCAUCUGACCACUAUGGGGCAGCAUUGUGUCUUCAUUCAAUUCCCUUCCCAGGGAGAGAUUCCUUAACCCACUUUAACAAAUUCCUUCUUAGCUAUAUGAAGACAAUAUGAAUCUGGGAUUUUUGAACAUAAUUAUGGUUAUGUACAUGUGAAUACCAGGGUGAUGCACUUUUUGACAGGUCGAUCUUUUUCAGAUUGAUAAUUUGUUAAGCGAUUUUGUAAAUAGUGUAAAUGUUUAUUUUUGUGUUGUGAGAAUUAAUCAUGUGCUGUUUUGGUGAAUUCUCGAUCUUUAAUUGUAAAUGUAUAAACUGUAGCUGUAAAAGUUCCAAUUAGUGCCCAACUGUAGUCAUGACCCUGAAGUGCUUCUGAACAUGUAGCCUCUGUUUGAUGUGGCCGUUCAAAGUAUGUACAUAGUGUUGUGAAAUUAUGACCCAUUUUAAAUGUACAGUUAAAGGUUCUAUGAUUCAUAUAGAAAGCCAUGAAAACCUCUGUAUCCUGCAAACUGUUUUUAACGAUUCAGUUAUUUCUCCAAAGUGUCUCUUUGCAUGUGGUCAAAGUCAAUAUUUAAAACUUUGAAUCAUAUUCUUAGACUUCUUAGAUCAUUGUGUUUUUCUCUGAAGUAACAACCUUUAUCUGUUUGCUCUGCGCGAGCCCUUUGCACUACAUGUAGUCCAUACAUCCACUCUACACAUCCUCUUGUGAAUAAUGUUACACUGGUUAUUGCUUUUAUAUUUGUUCAGUGCAUGCUGUCUCUCUACAAUGGGCAUAUCUGUUGUGAAUUGUUGACCCAAGUUUGUCUUUUAUUGCCUGGAGGUAUACUCACUUUCAACCAUGCUGACUUUGUGUAAAGUAUCAACAAAGCAGAAUAUAUCAUUAAAGUACAAAAAAAACA
Molecule: messenger RNA, 4207 nt
Organism: Labrus bergylta (ballan wrasse)
Lineage: Eukaryota; Metazoa; Chordata; Actinopteri; Labriformes; Labridae
Source: RefSeq, a predicted model, not a curated record